GUUUGGAAUUCGCUUCGGUUCGCCUGGUUUUUAUUCGUUGCGUAUCGUUUCGUCUCGCACAAAGCAGCAAGUGUAUAGAGCUGGACAGUCAAGUUCAGUGAACUUCCUCCGCCAUUGUUUGACAGGCCCCCUCACAGCGUCGUGUGGCCGCAACAAACACAGUCAGACGAGAGCUGCGGCACUAAGCACCCCCGUCGUUGGCGUGAGAAUGUGGACACGAGAAGCCGAGGAAGGGGGUGGUGAGAAUCCCCGCUGCCGCGCGAACAUUGAUCGAGGUGAGUCCUUGCGAUUCAAUUCCCAAGAAAGUAGUGUACAGAUCUGUGAAAAGGUUUUAGUAGACGCGAUCAAAAGGAGCUACAGCACAGUGACCACAGACUUCGUAUGCAGAUCAACAGCAGCAGGCGCCGCCGCUGUUCGUUAAUUCGGCUAAUUCGGCUAAUUCGGAUGAUGCGCAGGCGAAUUCCAUUCAUUGGCGGAACGACCAGAUGGACACAAGAAGCGCGCCGAUAGUGUCGCAAGACGCGAGCCACGACAAUCGCCCCGCUGCUGCUACUGCUGCACCUAACAGAAGUGGAGGAGAUCGAAAUUGGAGCACGCGAAUCCGCGCUUCCAUCGCACGUUUGAUGGAGAUCGAUGGCAUUUCCUUGGACCCGGAGAGGUACGCGAAAUUAACAGAGGAAAAGCGGGCGGCAAAAGAGGCCGAGCGGACAUUCCUCGAGAGAGUUGAUCGCCUACAAGCUGCUAGUGAGGCAGCUCAUAGAGAACAUUGUGAGCGGUUGCGCGACGUGUAUCCGGCCUCAACCGCGAAGAAAAUGAGACUCGCGACAGUUGAUCAACCAUCUUCUUCAGGUGUAGCUAGUAUACCGCCGUCAAUGCCUCCAGCACCGUGCCACCCUAGGCACGAGGCAUUGGACGCACUAGCAGUGGCCGCCGCCACAGAAGAAUUUAACGAAUCUGGGGCAACUAUAAGGCCUACAACAUCCAAAGGGAAGCGGCCUAACCGCCGACAAACGCUUUUGCACUUGGAAGAUGGCGCAGGUACUGAGCAGAACCCAGUGCGUAUCCACGACCCACAAUUGGCCAAAGCCGUCAACAAACUCGCUGACAAAUUGGCGCAGCUACUUGGACAGCUACAAGCAACGUCAGAUGAGGCUACUGCUGAGCCCAUACUCGCCGCUGCUGCGGCAGUCGCACUUGAAGCGACGGAGAUGCGUCGCAACGAGGAAGUGGCAUUGGCGCGAAUGGUAGAAAUCGAGGAGCACCGCCAGCGCAUCAUGGAGGGUCUUCUAGAGUACGAAAUGCGUAAAGAGCAGUGGGGAAAGGACGAGAGCAGCGAAGAAUUCACUGACAAUUCGUCCAGCUUGCGCGACAGUAUGCAAGACAGCAGCCUUGGCUGAUGAAAGACAAGACUAAAAACUGACACCACGAAGUGCAUCAACAAUGGACCAUGGCAUGGCCUUGUAAUAAAAUGUAUUCGUGUCCACAGUCAAGAGGUGAAAAUGUCGGGUCACUUGCAGUAAUUGAACAGUAAAAGUCCACAAGGACACUUCGUGC
This is a messenger RNA of Phytophthora nicotianae INRA-310, 1554 nucleotides long. RefSeq lists its product as hypothetical. The transcript is spliced from 3 exons. The coding region runs from base 486 to 1397 and encodes 303 amino acids. The record is from RefSeq and is a predicted model, not a curated record. NCBI's taxonomy places the organism in Eukaryota, Oomycota, Peronosporomycetes, Peronosporales, Peronosporaceae.